AUGGAGACGGAGAUGAACGAAAUACACAGUGAUGAUGAAAUAGAGCUGAUAUCGUCUUUAAAUCUGAGGGGGAACUCUCUGGAGGUCUCUCGGAAGGAACUGAGCGGACUAGUGGAGAAGCUCGAUGAGAUAAAUAAUUUUGAUAAGAAUAAACGAAGGACUGUAAACACACUGGAAGAUUGCAUUACCAACUCUACUCUGAGUAUUUAUGACCUUAUUGAGAACAAUAAUAAAAUUUUAGAGGACACUAAAAAUUCCAAUAACACCAUAUCAACCAACAAUACUAUCGAGUUGGAAGCUAAAGAGGAGCCAAAACUCACAAUUGACAUUUCCGACGGCGAUAUUAAGUUAAACAUCGACAAUGUAAAUAUAAAAAUAAAAUCGCACAAGACCAAGAAAUCAACCUCUAGCACAGCUGAUGAAUUAUCUAUUGCCAAUAAUCUGAAAGACGCCAUUACUGAUGGUACCAAGUAUCAAGUGAUUCUAUUAAUAUUAUUAGUACUGUUAAAUAUAUUCCGCAAGUAA
Messenger RNA from Theileria parva strain Muguga, 525 nucleotides. RefSeq lists its product as uncharacterized. The record is from RefSeq and is a predicted model, not a curated record. NCBI's taxonomy places the organism in Eukaryota, Apicomplexa, Aconoidasida, Piroplasmida, Theileriidae. The transcript has a single exon. Bases 1 to 525 code for a protein of 174 amino acids.